AUGGAGGUCGAGGAAGCAGCCUGUCUUUGGAUGCUGUAUCGUCGCUGCCAAAGGCGAAAAAAGAAAGUGAGAAAAUAUUGGGUUCAUCCUAUUUUGCAUGAUAGGAUGACGCAUGGCAUGUUCUGGACACUCUACCCGAAACUAAGACUACAUGAAGAUAAGUUUUACAACUAUAUGAGGAUGUCUAUGAAGACAUUCGACGAGUUACUGGCUGAAAUAGAACAAGACAUCACUUCAACAAGUACCAUGAUGAGGGACUCCGUUUCACCAGAAGAAAAACUUGUGAUUACACUGAGGUACCUGGCCAGCGGUUGUUCCAUUGCAGACUUACACUAUGGAUACCGACUUGGGCAAUCUACCAUAGCAAGUAUAUUGCAACAAGUGUGUGCAGUCAUUUGGCAAAGACUGAAGACAGUGUGCUUGCCUGCAUUAACAAAAGAGAAGUGGCAAGAAAUUGUACAGGGUUUUGAAAAAUAUGCACAUUUUCCUAACUGCAUAGGUGCUAUUGACGGUAAGCACAUUAGAGUAAUCCAACCUGAUGGUACAGGCUCUAUGUACUUUAACUAUAAAGGAUUUUUCUCAAUUGUGUUGCUGGCUGUUUGUGAUGCAAAUUAUUCAUUCAUCUAUGUGGAUAUUGGUGCCUAUGGAAAGAGUAGUGAUGCAGCUGUAUUCCAUAAUUCUUCACUGUACAAGAAGCUUGUGGAAAAUACACUUGACAUUCCAGAAGCAAAACCUAUUUCUGGUAGUGACAUGUCUUUGCCUCAUGUCAUUGUUGGCGAUGAGGCAUUUGGCAUCAUGGACCUCAUCAUGAGACCCUACAGUGGAAGACACCUGACCUACAUGAAAAAGAUCUUUAAUUAUAGACUGUCACGGGCACGUCGGUAUAUCGAGUGCUCCUUUGGCAUUCUGGCUAAUAAGUGGCGUAUAUUUCAUAGGCCUCUUAAUGUUGGUAUCCCAUUUGCUGAAGCUAUAAUAAAGGCAUGUUGCAUACUGCAUAAUUAUGUAAGGGCCAGAGAUGGGUACAGAUAUGAGGACACGCUUUUUGAAGCACCCAUGGAAAGCCUGCUUGAAGGUAAUGUACCACGGGGAGGCAUGUCUGCAAACACCACAAGAGACAAGUAUGCUGAAUACUUCAUCACUGGCGGUAGAGUUGCAUGGCAGGAUGGUAAGAUUUAGAAAGAUAAUAUGCAGGUUGGUACAUAAGGUAGGAAAAAAUAUUCAAGAUGUAAAGAGCUACAAAUCUCACUCACCUACACUAGAAAUAGUGUGAAAUGCAAGGUGACAUUUGUCAAAGCAUGUCUAUAGUGUAUUAGCCUAUUCACAAUUUACUAACUUUUGUUAUGUAAAAAAAAUGUAAGAUGUAUGAUAACGGUUAAUAAAGUAACAAUAUUCAAGAUGCACCGUUUUACUAAUCUCAUUCGCCUACACAUUUGUUAGGCCUAGAAAUAGUGUAAAAUACAAGGUGACAUUUGUCAAAACAUGUAUAUAGUGCUAUUUACAGUUUAUUGACUUUUGUGAUAAAAAAAAAAUUACAAGAAGAAGAAUAACACUGGUUAAUAAAGUAUUCAUUUCACUUACCU
Scylla paramamosain (green mud crab) is the source of this 1580-nucleotide messenger RNA. RefSeq lists its product as uncharacterized. The record is from RefSeq and is a predicted model, not a curated record. The transcript has 2 exons. Bases 1 to 1176 code for a protein of 391 amino acids. Lineage: Eukaryota; Metazoa; Arthropoda; Malacostraca; Decapoda; Portunidae.